Messenger RNA from Amphibalanus amphitrite, 2586 nucleotides. RefSeq names its product popeye domain-containing protein 3-like. The transcript is spliced from 8 exons. The record is from RefSeq and is a predicted model, not a curated record. Gene Ontology annotation, molecular function: cAMP binding. Gene Ontology annotation, cellular component: sarcolemma. NCBI's taxonomy places the organism in Eukaryota, Metazoa, Arthropoda, Thecostraca, Balanomorpha, Balanidae. The coding region runs from base 196 to 1200 and encodes 334 amino acids.
GAGGGGAGUGUGAGGGGAGUGAGGAGGGUGAGGGAGUUAGGUGUGGGAAGCGGGGAGUGAAGAGUUGCACCACCGCCCACCGCCUCACAACCGUUAACCGCCCACCGCCCACCACUGCAGUCGAAACAAAAGGAUACCGGACGGAGACAAAAGCCGUCGGGAGCCGAGGCUGUCGCCCCCUCCCGAGGUCGGCAGAUGUCUGUGACCGACCUGUUCGGCUCCAUCACCACCGAGACAGUGAACGUCUCCGUACCGACCGAAUCGGCGCCGCCAGACGUCGGCUGGUAUCUCAUCUGUCCGAGCUACGGCAAAAUCAACCAUGUCUACUUUCAGCUGGCCAAUUUCUUUCUGUUCCUGUCGUACCUGGCGCCGAGCGGCCUCGGCGGGCUGCUCUACCUGCGAGCCACGCUGGCCGUCGGCCUCUUUUUCCUCUGGCUCUGGGGCUACGUCGUGCUCUGCUCGCUGGAUACGUUCGCCUGGAACUUUGUCUGCAUGUGGAUCAACGUCGGGCAUGUCAUCUACCUGCUGUGGACGCUGCGGCCCAUCCGAUUUGAGAAGGAACUCGAGCAGGUGUACGGCGCCACAUUCGCGCCCCUGAACGUGAACCGGCGCCAGUUUCAGCGUGUUCUGCGUUGUAUGCGCGCCAUCCGCUCCGUCAGCUGCCGAGAGAUGAUCAUUGAAGAGCAGGCCACCCGCGUCGACAGCCUGACCCUCGUCCUCUCUGGACAAUUCGUGGUCUCCCAGGGAGGAAAGGCUCUCCACGUGGUGUCGAGAGAUCAGUUUCUCGACUCGCCCGAGUGGUUUUCAGUGCUCACCGACGACUAUUUCCAGGUCAGUGUGACAUCUCUACAGGAGAGUCGAGUACUCGUCUGGCACCGGGACAAGCUCAAACUGAACAUCAUGGAGGACCAGUUCCUCAAGGCCGUGUUCGAUAACGUUUUGGGACGGGACGUCGUCCAGAAACUUUUGCAGGUGGACAGGAUAUUCUCGUCGGGCGGAGGUCUGGUGCCGGGCAGUGGCGAGGCGGCCCGUUUCCUGGACCGCCACUCGACGCUGCUGGGGACUCCGGGGACGAACCGCAGUCCGGUGGAGACCCGCUGCGGUGUGAGGGACGCCGAGAGGAUAGAGGAAUAUGAGGACCAGACCAGUUGGCGACUUCUUCCGAUCGACGAGACGACCAAGAAUGGAACGCGUGUGUGAGCAUACCACCUGUGAACUGUGACAGAACACAUGACCCCCUGUGAGAUAUAGCACGUGCCACGAGAGUCGGGUGUCCCAUGAGCUGGACCAGGUUUCGAGGACCAUGAGAGUGACCGACGGCAGCGGACGGUAGACGUGUGUCACUAAUCAUACCCCCACAGAACGCGAGCUGCCGUCGACCGGUCCAUGUGAAUUGUACUUUAGGAUACCACGGACAGAGUCGCUGCACAAUCUUACAGACGUGGUUCACUUCAACCUUAUCUCGUCUUCUCAGCACGUUGGCGGUAACGAUGCCACCGAAGUUCUGAGCUUGUGAUGAGACAAUGGAUGAUACUGCAAUGACCAUUGACGCAACGGAGUCCACUGGGAACGGUAUAAGACUGACAAGAGUUUACUUGAAGUAUACUCAGUGAUGGUCUUAGAUUGGUAAAAUGAAAUUGCAGUCGCAGAAGUAUUCAGCGUAUGCAGUUACCGCUAAGUGCUAUCUAUUGUCUUUGCACUCAAAUUCGCAUAGUCAAUGGUCAGUGUUUAGGUUCAACAUAGCGUUGCAAUUUCGGUAACCUUCAUUCAAGCAAGAUGUCAUCAUAAGUUAACCACAGCGGAAGAAUUUGUACGCAUAAAGGCAUACCCUUGGACCAAUGGAGACCAAUCCGUAGGCAGGGGCUUUCUCUUCAGAAGUUCCUAAAAUCAAACAAUCAGUGAGUAAAUUCGAUAGUGCCUAACCAAACCUAGUUUCAGUUUGUGUCUAUGUGACGUUCUACGCUUCAGCUCAUGAUGACGAGCCCGUUGGCCUGCAAAAUGCAGCUGUCUGUGUUUUGUACUGAACGAUGGAGCACACCGGUUUGUAAUUCAUUUGCGAUGUUGUGCAGCGUAUGUGAUCUUUUUACAGCGAAUGGUCAACUGUGAGGCACAUAUCUAAGCUGAUAAUUGGGAUGGGGAGCUACUAUCAUGCUGUAUUUACAUGUGAAAUGCUCUGACUGGAAACAGUCAUGCACUUUGAUAUUAUGACAUGAUGAUUAGUGACUGUUGCUGUCAACAUUGAUUCAUGGUAGUUUGUAGAUGAGCUAAUAAUUAAUUACAUUGUUCUCCCUUUAACCAUUAACAUGAAUAUUAUGAAGAUGCCUUGCUUAGAUUGCACCUGUCAUCGCCACAUUGCCUGCUGUUAGUCUUGAAUCACUUUUUAAACUAGUUGACAUCACUAUAGCCAAACCCUGUAACGCCACUAGGAGCCCAUCGCCAAAAGCGCCCUUCAGGUCAACAUUGUGCAGUGGCCAUGCGAUACCUGUAGUGAGCAAGCACGCUGCCCCAAUACCUUGCUUACCUUCACAAUAGAUACUGGGGCAUUCCACGUCAAAUCAAACACCGAAAUCCGUCAUCCCCUUCGAU